UGUUUGUCUCUGCUAUGAGCACCAAAUAAAGUUUUUUCAUUCAAAAGCAUUUUUUAACCCGCCUCCCUCCUCAUCUGAGCUCCUCCCUCGCGCCGGCACCUCCUGCUUUCCUGCGUCUGGUGAAACCCGAGAGUUGGCGCGGGGAACGCGGAUGGUGAUGGCGGGGCCUCCGAAGUCUCUCUCGGGACAGGACGUAGGAUCAUUUGCCUAUAUUACAAUUAAAGAUAGAAUACCACAGAUCUUAACCAAGGCUAUUGAUACACUGCAUCGACACAAAAGUGAAUUUUUCGAGAAACAUGGAGAGAAAGGCAUGGAAGCUGAAAAGAAAGCAAUUUCUCUUCUGUCUAAAUUACGGAAUGAAUUGCAAACAGAUAAACCAAUAGUUCCUUUAGUUGAGAAGUUCGUUGAUACUGACACAUGGAAUCAGUACCUAGAAUAUCAACAGAGCCUUUUAAAUGAAAGUGAUGGGAAACCAAGGUGGUUUCUUUCCCCGUGGUUGUUUGUGGAAUGCUACAUGUAUCGGAGGAUUCAUGAAGCAAUUAUCCAAAGUCCGCCAAUCGAUGACUUUGAUGUAUUUAAAGAAUCAAAAGACCAAAGUUUCUUUGAGUCGCAAGAAUCUAUCAUUGCUUUAUGUACUCACCUGCAAGAAUUGAUGAAAACUAUUGAAGACCUAGAUGAAAAUCAGCUGAAAGAUGAGUUUUUUAAAGUUCUUCAGAUAUCACUGUGGGGAAAUAAGUGUGAUCUCUCUCUAUCAGGCGGGGAAACUAGCUUUCAGAAGACCAAUAUAGUAAAUUCUUUGGAAGACCUAAAACCUUUCAUUUUAGUGAAUAACAUGGAACAGCUUUGGUCGUUGCUCAGCAAUUGCAAGAAAACAAGAGAAAAAGCAUCUAUUACUCGAGUGAUUAUUGUUCUGGACAAUUCUGGGUUUGAACUUGUUACAGAUUUAGUAUUAGCUGACUUCUUGUUGUCCUCUAAACUGGCUACUGAGAUCCAUUUUUACGGAAAAAUGAUUCCAUGGUUUGUUUCUGAUACUACUGUGCGUGAUUUUAACUGGUUACUCAAACAGCUAAAACAUUCUAAUCAUAAGUGGAUGUCCAGGUGUGGGGUUGACUGGGAAAACCAUAUAAAAACGGGCAGGUGGGUUUACCUGGAUCAUAUGUUUUGGACUCUACCUCAUGAAUUCAGCGCAAUGUCUCAAGUUGCUCCUGACUUAUAUGCCGCACUACAGAAGGCACAUUUAAUUUUAUUUAAGGGGGACCUGAAUUACAGGAAGUUGACAGGUGACAGAAAGUGGGAGUUUACCAUUCCAUUUCAUGAGGCUUUGAAUGGCUUCCACCCCGCACCCCUCUGCAGUAUAAGAACAUUAAAAGCUGAGGUUCAGGUUGGUCUGCCGCCUGGGCAAGGGGAGCAGCUCACAGCUGCUGAGCCCACCUGGCUGACCAGGGGGAGGUACGGAGUGUUUCAGUUUGACGGUCCGCUUUGACUUGCUGUCGGAGCUCUCCGCUGAGUAGGAAGGUCUGACAGGCACUCUUCUUCAUCUCUGGAACAGCAGCAUGUGCAUUUAGGCGCUUGGCUGCUUCGCGUAGCUCUGGGCCGCUUGGCUUCUCAGUGCUCUCUUACCUCCGCUCUGAGGCUUUCUCCUUUGGACAUGUUGCCCCACUGCUUUGUUUUGGGGAAAGACGGGUUGCACUAGUUACAGCUACUUAGGUUUAUGUCGGAACUUUAGUAACUUAUUUCAAGUUAAAUGCAUCAUUUCAAAUGGUUUUCAUGAACUUAACUGGGCCGAAAACAGUAUAAGUGAAUUCUGCUUUUAAAGUUAAUAUUUUCUUAACCCACUAUGCUGCAUGGUAUUUAACAUUCUUAAGAAGCACGGAAUUGUAUUUAGUUUGAUUUGGGGCUCUAGAAAUAAGGGCUCCGUGAUAUAAUAUACAUCUUAAAUAUGCUUUGUCAAGAGAGGUGUUUCUUGCAGCUGUGAUAUUUGAACACAUGAAAGUUAAAACUUAAGCUCUGAAGUUAAUUCUAAAUUUUAUUUCUCCUUGAAUUUCAUUUCAUUUCAUUUCAAUAACCUGUAUUAUUUGCACAUGUUUGCCUUUUGAUUGGCCUGUGGAAUGGAUGGAAGGAAACACAGAAUUGAACAGAAUGAAAUUCCAUGAUACUUGAAGAAAUGUAACACCUUUUACCUUCUCUUUGUGAUAUUAAUAAUCAACCGGGAUAUGUUAUUUUAACACAUAAAAGUGUUUUAAAUGAACAAGAUUGCCUUGCAGUUAAACAAAAAACUUUAGAUAGAAAAGAUUCUUAUGCCUUGAUUUUGGAGUACUACCAACAAAUUAAUCCACUUUUUGUAUUCUUAAGUGUUUAUUGGUAAUCACCAGCUAUUAAAGACUCUAAAGUUUCAGGUCAGUUUGUUUUGAAAUUGAAAUUGGAAAUAAACCUGGAAAUGUUUUCUUGCACUAGAAUAAUAAAAUGAAUUGUACUGAAAAA
This is a messenger RNA of Phacochoerus africanus (Common warthog), 2481 nucleotides long. RefSeq names its product acidic residue methyltransferase 1 (gene DCPH1). The record is from RefSeq and is a predicted model, not a curated record. Gene Ontology annotation, biological process: DNA damage response. Gene Ontology annotation, molecular function: phosphatase activity. Gene Ontology annotation, cellular component: cytoplasm; nucleus. Lineage: Eukaryota; Metazoa; Chordata; Mammalia; Artiodactyla; Suidae.